AUGAGUUUUCUGAAAAGGAAACGCGUCAAGUUCACAGUCGACUUGCAGGUAUGUGACCUGAGUGACGUGCCGCUAGUAAAUGCCGUGCUUUUCGCAAAAGUGCGUCUCCUUGAUGGAGGAGUGUUCGAAGACCGCACGGAGCGAGUCGAGGUUCACUCAAACUCCGCAACCUGGUCCCGACGCUUCAAUUUUUGCUGCCGUAUUGCCACCGAUCCCCAGACCGGCAUUUUGGAGAAGUGCCCCUGCCGAAUUUCUUUGAGAAAAGAGCAAAAAGGUGGUCGCUCCUUCGCCAAGCUUGGAUAUGUUGACAUCAACCUCAGCGAGUUUGCCGCGUCGGGUGUCGAAGGUGUUUCCCGGUCAUACCUUUUGGAUGGCUAUGGAAUCAACCAACGCCAAGACAACAGCCGGGUGACCGUCAAGGUCACGAUGGUACACCACUCCUCAGAUCCUCUCUUUAAGCUACCCCGAAUUGCCGCAUCCUCAUCCAUCGAAAGUGCUCGACUAAACCCCGUUGACCGAAAGGCCAUGUCAGACGAACCAUCCGAUGGUUCUGGUGAAGGCAAUACCCCCACCGUCGCCUUCCGGAUGCCCGAUGCCAAUGGUGCCGAGUCCGGCUCCGUGGCUGGUGCAUCAGGCCCAGACGACUCUAGCUCCCUCGCCAGUGAACCUCGCGGUUCACAAAUGACAAAAGGAGGCUACAGACGGUUGUCACAAGACCGAACAAGCGCCCCGAGACUCCAAAGUACAAGAAUCGAUGCCGAGGACAUGAUCGAAAAAAUGAUUGCGGAAACGGCGUUAAAUGAGGAGAUGUCCCUUGACGAUGAUGACGGACUGGCCCUGUAUGUCGAUCGUGAUGGCCAAGCAAUCAUCUCGGCACCAAAGGGGUUCCGUUCACGGGAUUACGAACGUGUUCGAUUAUCCGAGAGC
This is a messenger RNA of Mesorhabditis spiculigera, 927 nucleotides long. NCBI's taxonomy places the organism in Eukaryota, Metazoa, Nematoda, Chromadorea, Rhabditida, Rhabditidae. The record is from the annotation of a GenBank genome assembly.